Dioszegia hungarica is the source of this 1902-nucleotide messenger RNA. RefSeq lists its product as uncharacterized. NCBI's taxonomy places the organism in Eukaryota, Fungi, Basidiomycota, Tremellomycetes, Tremellales, Bulleribasidiaceae. The transcript has 2 exons. The coding region runs from base 1 to 1902 and encodes 633 amino acids. The record is from RefSeq and is a predicted model, not a curated record.
AUGUCAAGAUGCAGAAAGACACUCUCGCUCCUGCGCACCUCGGUCCCCACACACCAGCCCCACCGAUCCUUCGCCACGGGCCUCUCCUCCAUCCCUUCCACUUCCCAAUCCAUCUCCAACCCCUCGAUCCCACCCCGAUCCCAAGCCGUACAAACCCCCAUGCCUAUCGCCACGUCCUCGCGGUACACCCUCGAUCAUCCAUUCUGGUUUGACAAACCCGACCCAGCGGUCGCGGCGUUACAGUUCGCGACGGAUGAGGAGCUGUUCCAGGCACUGCUCCUCCCCGAUCCUGGGUCGCGCGGAAAGGGAAGGGCAAAGGCAAAGGCAAAACAGGGGGAUAGUGGGGUACUCUUCGAUCCGAGUGCGGCGUUCCUCGCGCUGCGAUCGAGACCGACGUAUACUGCGUUCCUGCAGUGCGUCCACUCGUGCCUCGGUACGGUCUAUCCAAGGCUCAAGCAGGCUGGCGAGAGCGAGCUGCUCGUGUCGGACCUCCUUUUACGGUAUCCCGAUCCUCGGCUCCUCCGCGAUCUUCUCGAACUGGAGGCUCACACCACAAAAUCACCCCCCUCCGACGAUGACCUCCUUCGCCCCUCCCUCAUCGCGUCCAUCAACUCUAUCAUCGGCUGGCAGGUACGGCGAGGCGGACCUAAAUGGCAACUCAGCUUUCGGACCCAUCACCUGAUUUGCAGGGCGAUGGAGACGCUCGAGGAUACCUCGGCCACCGUGCAGGCGUGGCACGGCAUGCGCAUCGCCGCACCCACGCAGUCCAACCAGCCAGACACCGGAUACCUCCUCUUGACAUUCGUCACCCGUAUCGCACGCAAGGACCCGGUGGCGGCUUUCAGCAUGCUGCACUCGCUUGUGCGGGAUGAGGCUUUGCCCCGGAACAUUCUGCUCCGCAAUCUCGGACCCCAUCCAAAAAGGCGGCACAUGCUUGUGCUGGGGGCGGUGGUCAAGUGCUGCAUGAGCUGGGGCAUGGAAGCAAGGUCGAGGAAACACGCAGAGGAACUGCUUGAAAUGGCACUGGAAGGCAGCGGGAUACAUGCUGCCAGGGAGGCGAUUGAGUUGGUGUUGGAGGUGUGCAAGGGAGCGGAGGCGGGCAAGGACGUUCGGGGGCUGGAAUGGUGUAUGGAGGUUUUUCUGAGAAUGGCGAGGGCGGACAGCUGUCCUCCCAUUCCAGGUCCUCUGUUCGACGCCUGGCUCGACACUCGCUUCUCCUUGCCUCGUCAGCCAGGAGCGGCUCAGCAAGACAGUACUCCUUUGGACAUCUGGAAAUCGCUCCCACCUCAUCGCCGCCCGUCCAUCUCGGCUACCAACAUCCUUCGUCUUGCCCAAUCCCCCGACGUAUCCUCGGAAAUCCUCCUCGGCCUCUUUCAGAAACUACCGCAUCUCGACCCCUCCACCACCCUCCCCAUCGCCAUCCCCAUGAUCACCCUCAUCGCCAAGCGCGACAUGCCCCUGUCGGAGCAGCGCGGCUUGCUCAAUAUCCUCCUUCAACACUGGUCCGGCACCAUGGUUAACCUCGGCGGCGCCCAGCUCGUCGAUCUCGUCAGAGUACUCAGGGCAGACCGGGCCCGCUGUUCGGCCAUUGUACGGGUGUACGAGGCUCGUUUGCUGGCGCAUCACGCGAGGAGGGGGGACAUCAGCGUGCGAGAAGCGCUGGCAAUGGUGCAUUCUUUCUUGCUGAUCAAGGAUCGGGAGAGGGCGGAGGAGUGGCUGUCUGGUGUUGAUUUGAGCGAGGAGGUCAGGGAGGGCCUGUGGGAGAUGUCGUUGGGGAAUGGAGACGUCCGUAUUGGGCUGAGAGGGAUGUUGCGGAAGAGAUGCAGCGCGUCAGAGGCGAAGCGGAUAUUGGCGGGGGAUCUGAGCUUGAAGAUGGGGUCCGAGCUGGCAGUUGUAGAGUAG